Molecule: messenger RNA, 476 nt
Organism: Tauraco erythrolophus (red-crested turaco)
Lineage: Eukaryota; Metazoa; Chordata; Aves; Musophagiformes; Musophagidae
Source: RefSeq, a predicted model, not a curated record
CGUGAACGCUGCUUAUGAAGCACCCACCUACGAGGAGGUGAUGACCAUGUCAGUUCCAGCCAUAUGGACGAUCGCAUCCAACCCAGGCUUAGUGCCCUCACCACUGAACGAGCCGCCUCCUUACAACGUGGUUAUUCAAUCCUCUGCCCAAGAAGAGAUGAUGGUGGAGACUCUCAGGGUGACAGUGGCACCAGACACGAGGCACGCCUCAGAGCCAGACAGGGGCUCCAGGGUGCAGCUGCAGCUGGUGCUGCCCCCAAGACCACAGCGGUUUGUGUCGGACAUACAUGAAGUGAAAGGGAUUGAAGACAGAUUUGAGCCACUGGAGCCACUCACUCCACCACCUGCUUAUGAGAGUGCCAUCAACGAUGAGGUCUUUGAAGAUGCUUUCCAGCCCUCCACCUUAUGAUUAAUUUCACCUUCUAUGGAUGCAGAACCAAACCCUCACCCCAACACAGGGUGCUCCUGGAGGGAAG